Molecule: messenger RNA, 6218 nt
Organism: Vitrella brassicaformis
Lineage: Eukaryota; Vitrellaceae
Source: the annotation of a GenBank genome assembly
UCAACGCACUGAAUAAGAAAUUCGAACCAGUUAUGGACCAAGCUAGCGGCCCUCACUAAUCGGCGCGUCAGCGAGACUGCCUGCAAAACAGAGCGGAGAAGGAAAGUCCGAGGGCGUGAGAGGCAAUGUCCCAUCGUGUGACCUUGCUCUGAGCAUGUAUGCGGCGCUGCCCGUCUCAUAGAUGGACGCCGACUGACGCAGACGGUCUCGCAGACUACCUUGGUGCCUCAAUGGCCCUUCAUCUGUCUCUCCUUGCCCCCCACUGACCAUGUCUCCAGUUGCCCCACCAUCUUGCUGACCGUCAUUGUCGCCCCCUCUUUGUUGUUCUUGCUGCUGCUGCUGCUGCUGCCACUGAGCCAUCCAGUAGGCGAAGUACGGCAAGUAAGACGGAUGGAUGGGAGGAUACGACGAUGCCAAAUCUGCCCCUUGUCCCGACGGCACCUGCUGAGGCAUCAGCGUCACUGCCGGCAUGGAGUGCCUCCCACCUCCAAUUGCAGUGAAGGGCCGCGACAUCCGUGGGAUCUGCAGGUGAGUAGGCAUUUGGGCGCUGGAUGGCCUUCUCACAUCCUGCUGUGCCAGCCACGAGCUCCACGCCAUCAAUCGGGGGUCGUUUGGGGGGAGCACAGCCUUCGGGCUGAAAGGCAGGAGUGCGUAAGGAUGACGCGAGGACCGUUGGGUGGGGAUGGGGGAGAUGGGACGGGAGUGCAAUGGAGACGACCGAUAGGAAGGUCCCGAUAUCGUCACCGCACUCGGCGGCCGUGUGGAGCUCGGCAACCGUGUUGACGUUAUGUUCGAAGGGUGUCGCGAGGGCUUCUGGGCCAUCCGCUUCGGCGGGUGCUGUCUCCUUGACAAUUCGAGUCCAGUAGCUGACGCCGAUGCCGACAGCGGCCUAUUGUUUGCCUUCAAUUCCUGCUCCUCAGGGAUGUCCUCCAACAAGUAUGGCGGCAACGUCAUUGGCGGUGGGCUGGGUGCAGGGGCCGACACAGGCCGGCCUGGGGAGGUUGUCGCCCGCUUGCCAGAUCUCUGGGAGGGCGGGACGGCCGCGCGGACGAUGGAAGGCGCGGAGACUUGCCUAAUAGAACGGAGAGAGGACGAUGAAAUCAUGUUUUUGCUGCUUUCAUCUUACCUUUUCAUGGAGCGCUCGGGCACCGACAACGACGAGGCAGCCAUCCGAGAGUCUUGUGGGGCUAUCUCGCUUCUGGAUGACCGACUUGCCGUCGCGCUCUGCGGUCUCAGUGUGGUCCGCGAGGCGCGAGUGGUGUAUGUUGGCCGAGCCGACAAGAACAAAGGUGUGUUAAUGUAGCCAGACAGCAAGGCCAUCGGCUGGCCGCCGCCUGUGUUUGGCCUCGGGGAAUAGCCGGCUUGCGAUGCGUCGGCACUGAGAGGGCGGAGGGUCCGUCUCCCUCCGCGUGGGGCGGUGUCGACUGUGGUGGGCUGGCCCUUCCACAACAGUGCCAGCUCCUGCAUCGAUCAACCGAUGACAAGAGAAUACACAGUAUGUGGGUCGUUGUGAGUGUAUGUGAGGUGCACCUGAACUGCUCUGGCUUCGUCGGGGGGCAGGUCGUCAAAGAGCUCUUCCUCCUUAGAGGCCUCGUGAUCGAGCGCCGCCCGGCCCACAGGACUCUCGUCGUGCAGCAACGCACUCGGAAUCGCCGUCGACUCCUGCAGGCGAAAGAUGAGCAAGAAGGUGACGAGGUGGAUAACUCUUUUCUUUUGUCGUCUCUCACCUGUCUCAGUGCCAUGAAAGUGUCCAUGUCUUCCGUCCAAUCUGGAGCAUAGGAUCCUGCCUGGAAGCAGUCAAGCCACUCGCUGGGGAGGGGCAGGCUGUUGCUGUAAGGGAUCAGAGGCAGAUACGCGUCGCGGCAAGGAGACACCCUAUACACACAGACAUGAAAAGGGGAGGGAUGUGUGAAGGGGUGCAGGGUUUCCCUCCUCGAUGACCUGAGGUAUUGAGUGGGAACUUGCAAGUCCUUCUGCAACCCCAGUGUCAGCUUCAGCGAAGCACCGCCGUACCGCCGAGAAAACAAGAAGACAUACGUCUGCUGCUUGGCAUAAGACACGCUCUGAAGCCUACAUACGCAGGGACACGAUUCAUUCAAAAAUCUUUCCCGCCUCCCCACCCACGUGCACCUUGAGAGCGACAGGCUGCCCAUGGCCAGCACCCGCUGUCCCUGCCGCAGACGACCGCCAACGAGCAACGACCCGGUCUUGGACGAAGCCGCCAGGAGGCUGCAGCACAGGAGACGAGAGGAGAAAUCCACUUUAGUGUCUCCGUUGAUUGGUUUCACUUACCCUGGAGCGAUGUCUGAUUCCUCCCUGAACCUGCUGCUCUCGGAGUCCUUGUCGUUGAUUACCGCCUCUGGUGGGAGGACCUGCAACCGAGGAAGGCGUAAAAGGCUCUGGAUGGUCAAACUGACACAGCGGGAGACAGCACAUCAGUGCCCACGCACCUGUACAAGGAAUAGCUCGAGCCCCUCUUCGCGGAAGAGAUCGUGAAACAGAGGCUCCUUCGAGAAGAUGUACUUGACCACCAGCCGAUUGAUGUGCGUCUGCACAAAUAUAUCAGUCCGCCGAACCCAUAGAUACCAAGGACACCACGACAAAUGCAUGGAGUGCACGGCACCGGGUCUGUGGCGAGCACGUCGAUGGGGAUUCUGCGUGUCUGCCCAAAGAGUUUCAUCACGAUAAUCAGUUUGGACGUCAGUGACCGCUUUCGCAAGUCGGCCGUGAGCUCCUCAAUCGUGUGGAAGAACAGCAUCUGGACAGAUCAAGCAUCGGCCAUCCAACAACGCUUUUUCUCCAGCCUUGUACGUACCAUUCUCCAUUGGUACAGCUUUGCCGGCAGCGGCGCGGCUGAGGGACUCAUCCCUUCCUGCAGACCGUACAAGUGGGCAUCAAGCACACACGGAAAUAAGCAAGGAUAAUCCUAUAGUCGAUCACCUUGAAGGCGACGGUGCUGACAGCCUCGCCGCCCUUGAUGUUGCGGAUCAUGCUCUGCACCUUCUCUUGGUCCACCCCCUUCCGCUCCCUGUCAGUCCCCUGAGAUGCAUAGGACACAUUGUUCAUUCACACAUGUCCGACGGCGCGACUCUGCUCCUGGUCGCACCGACCCUUUUUUGCUUCCUCUCCGACGCCCGCACGGUCUCUGUCGCCCUGGCGAACAUCCUCGAGGAGGGCGUGCUGGCGAGUAUCGACGCUCGGUGCCGUGGCUGCUUCGACAGGCUCAGACGGGGCCUGCUCUUCCUUCUCGCCGGCAACGCAACGGCCUUGCUCUCGUCUCCCAUCCUCGAUGCGGCCCGGGACCUCAUCCUGGUGCAGACAGACAGGCAGACAGACAGACAGUGACAACGAUGGGUGCUGGCAGGUGGCUGUUGUUUGUCUUUUUGCUCGGUCGGUUACUGUUCGGUUGCCGGCUGCUGCAUGGAUUUGAUGAGCUGGCCGCGCUGGUCCUUGAGUCUGUCGAUGCGGUUGGCGAACUCGGGCUUGCCGAGAUCCCGCUCGGGCGUGUUCUCCAAAUGAUCGUACAGCUGGAAGAAAAAAUGGUCACGCAGCGACGACCGCGUCUGAUUGGUCCAUUGAUGAACACCCAACAGACAGGGGCACGUGGGCAGCAAAUGACGUGCGUAGAGUAGGUUUUCUGUAGCAUUUGUUACAUACGCGAAUGGAGUCGAUGACGCCUGUGAAGAGAGAGCAGUCAUCAGAGAGGUCGGCAUCUUUCCGGGGGUGCAACUGUACACUGCUGCGGUCGUCACUCGCUCUCAAAAAGGGGGCGGUCCUCAUCUCAAUCUGCACACAGACGCAUCAAAAGACGGCUUCGUGUCUCGGUGCCAUCAUCAGCAGUGCCUGGCUGACCUCGAUCAGCUCCCUCUCAGCUCGAUACAGCGAGAAGCAUGUCUGGCAGACGGGCAGCUGGGCACUGAGGCGGUCCGACGACAUGUACGGGUCGCAGUGGGUGAGUAUCUCGAGGUCGAGGCCCCGCUUGCGCAUGUGAUGAAGCAUCUCGAGCAUCAUCCGGCCGUUCAUGCGCUUGCGGAGGAGGCGCUUGUCCUGCACGAUGCCGCACGACUCGCACUUGCUCUGCACCUUCUUGUCGUCCAAACUGCAUAACCCACCACACAAUGCUUUGUCUGUCUGUGUGAUGGUCUGCCUGCACACCUUCGCAGGACUUUUGGCUGUCGUUCCCGUUCAGCCUGCUCUUGAUCCUCAUCAAGGAUGUCCUCUUCGCCACUGCACAUGUAAGAGCUUGAGUUGCCGUUCGUUCCAUCUAUGUUGCUGCAUUGCCUGCCUUUUCGCAUCACUCACAUGGCAGCCACAACGCCUGAGGGAACCCAAUGCGGGUGGACGCGAAAGGCCUUGACCUGGAGGAACACCCAACCUCUCUCGCCAUUGAUCGCAUCGACUACCAGCUCCUCAAGACGCAUCCUGGCGGGGCAAGACAGAACAGAAAAAACGGUGAGACACAACACUCGUCCGCUUACUUGAAGAACCUCUGGGUGAAGUAGAAGAUCCGCCUUGCGAUUUCUGCGGGCUGGCCGAUGGUCGACCCGGCCACUGGAUAGACGCGGAACGUCUCGGUCAGUCCACUCUUCGGCUAUCAAUGGGGACCUCACGCAGCAAGAAACAGGACACAGCCGCAAGCAAUGACACAGUCAGUGAGGGAUGACCUCUCAUCCACUCUGUGUGAGUGAGGACCGCGGCUCACCAGAGGGGCGUUGUCGACUGACACGGUGCACUGGGCUGUCAGGUCGCCGCCAUACUCUUUGGUUUGCUCUGGUGAGAGGAGGUUGACCAGUGUGAAGCCGUAGGGAGCCUUUGUCGCCCUUUCAGAACGAGAAAGGCACAAGACAGUGGAUGCGAAUGUCAGUUGAUCUCUCACCUCCAUGCCACUCUCGUGAGCUGGAAGCGCCGACUGCCCUUUGGGGGCACAAACGCCUGAUGGAGGGAAGGAACUCGAUGGUAGUAAACAAGUCUGAGGCGACAAAGGUACCUGGUAAACACACUCACUUCCCGGUUCGGUCGAUGCGAGGGUGUUAAGGUCUAACACACGCACACUGACGCGGAGCAGCAAUAAAAAGGGAGGCGUGAAACGUGGACACGUUUGUGUCUCCGACUGACCUAUUGCUCUGUGGCGCGUUGAAUUUCGGUUGUUUCAUGACGACGACCGGCCUGGUGAGGAACUCCUUCAUGGCCAUUUUAGCGUCGAUGUUCCUCUCCGCUGCACGCUGUCGCGCCUCUACCAUGAAUCGAGCCUCUGACCAGACGCAUUGCGGCAAAUUGACACAUUUCGGUUGUUUCCCUUCUUUUUUCAACUCACCGACUUCCUCCUCCAUGACUUUGACGGCGUUGAAGUCCAGCUCGACAGAGCAGCUCAGCCGGUGAGGCAGCGGGGCAGAGGACAUGUCGGCCUGUGGUGUGCGGUCCUUGGCUGCGGCGACAUCUGGCGUGUUGCGGAUCAUGAAUUUCUCAGAGGCCGUGCAGUAGACGGUGUCCUGACAAGGAAUGGGAACGAGUGUCAUCGGCGUUUGUCGAGUCGAGUCCACUGUCCCUUGUCAGUCAGUCAGUCAGUCACCGGUACGGGCACAUUGAGCCGCUUGAACGUUUGUUCGAUCUCUUCCGCGUCCCUCAGCCCUCGGGGGCCGUACAAAAGGCCCUUCCACCAACCAAACGCUGCAGCCGGGAAACAAGCGCAUGAGCACCGGUGGCCUAGACACCUGUCCUGUCCUCUCGUCAUCUACCUGGCCUUGUGGGGAGGUCAUCGUAGUAGGACGGUUUGUCUGGCUGAAAGGUGAACCUGCACGAACAUUUUGCAGAGGAAGACAGACAUCUGGAACAUUGAAAUGCGUACUUGUUGAUGAAUGUCAGCCUCCUGGAGGCUUGGCCCUUCUCAAUCACACCCGCCCUGCAGCAGAGCCACACGAAUCAACACUUCAAGCCAGGAGACGGCGUACCAGAUCAUUGUACCCACCGAUCACUUGUUGUCUGCGGCGAGAUCAGCGCAGCGGCUCUCUUCUUGAUAUCUGCGAUGAUGGCACGCUGUGCACUCGGGAGGGCUUUGGCAGCCGACUCCAACUCGCGGAGAUCAGCAGCCCUACACAAACGAAAGUCGCAGGACAAAGAAUGAGCAGAAAACCAUAUGAACGAUCAAUACGCCAUCAGUGUGUACCACUUACGUCAGGAAUGUCGCCAUCCUUUGCGUCGACCGACGUCCCCAAUUUUCG